Messenger RNA from Candidula unifasciata, 1047 nucleotides. Lineage: Eukaryota; Metazoa; Mollusca; Gastropoda; Stylommatophora; Geomitridae. The record is from the annotation of a GenBank genome assembly.
AUGAAUUUAAUGAAAAUUAGAAGAAUGUUGAACUCUUAUGGCUUGUACGUGUCUAAAAGAGCCGAAUCCACUUUUUUGUUUCUGGUGCUUAUUGUUGUUAUUGUUACAAUAUUACUAUCAUGGCAAAUGCACGGAAUAAGACCCAGAGCUUUGUGCAUGUCAGAUGUGAAUUUAAAAUCUCAGAGUCUCAAUAGAAGUGGCAUCCAUGUGAUACCGUCUGUGCCAGAAAAACGUAGCUGGUUUGAGAAUUUGGAAAAGGAGGAGGAGGAUUUAUUCAAUCCAUACCUGAGCGAGUGUGUGGAUGUCAAAGCGCCCGGUGACCUGGGAACACUUUUGACCUGCAUUCACGACGCAAAAAAAGAUCUGAUGGUGUCAGCUCAUUUAAAGAAUAAAGGAGGUUGGGAACCAGAGAAUGUUGAAGCCAUGUACGAGAUGCACAAGAGGUUUCCAGGAUUGGUCUUGGUGGAUCUGGGUUGCAAUAUAGGUGUGUUCACACUUCCUGCAGCCAAAAUGGGAAUGGAGGUUGUUGCGGUGGAUUCCAUGCUCAGUAGCUUGCAGUUGCUUCAGAGGUCCCUCUUUAUCAACGGGCUCUCCUGUCAUGUGACACUUAUCCAUAAUGCUCUGUACCGAAAGCAGAUGCAGAUGAGGGUAGCGCUUGACCCAAGCAAUGUUGGAGCAUCAAAGGUGGUUGAGAUACUUGAAUUCCGUCGACAUAAAAUUCAUCCAAGCCAGCUGGUGGAUGCUGUCUGCCUGGAUGACUUGAUGCCUCUGGUUAAAGGAAAGACAGUUUUUCUUAAAGUUGACCUGGAAAACAACGAAAGAGCUUUGCUGGAGUGUGCUGACCAAUUCUUCAAAUAUGUCAAUGUGAAGGUGCUACUCAUUGAAUGGAUGUAUUAUCGACAUAAUGAAAAGGACAGCAGAUUUAUCAAGAAUUUUUUGCUGAAACAUCACAUGGUGCCCACGUGGGGAAUAGACAUAGACCGAGAAAUUGAUGUUUCUGCAUCCAGCAAUUGGCCAGAUAAUGUGUUUUGGAUGAAGAGGGGUUGA